This is a messenger RNA of Danaus plexippus (monarch butterfly), 9216 nucleotides long. It is a transcript of the gene sdk, whose product is annotated as protein sidekick. The record is from RefSeq and is a predicted model, not a curated record. Gene Ontology annotation, biological process: cell-cell adhesion. NCBI's taxonomy places the organism in Eukaryota, Metazoa, Arthropoda, Insecta, Lepidoptera, Nymphalidae. Gene Ontology annotation, molecular function: protein binding.
UUCGUCAGCUCCGCACGCACGCGUUUGGCUCGCAUCUUUCAAACGAGUAGUUAUUGUGCAAUAAAAGUUUUAAAACUUUCGAACUUAACAAAAACUUGAUUACGACAUCUAUCUAAGUCAUCUCAUUGCAAUUUUGGAUUUGAUUUUUGUUUAAUACACAAUUUAUGUGUUGAUAAAGUGAAAAACAUACCAUGUAACUUAAUUUUAUAGGGCACAUAAAGUUGAGUGAACUUUCGUACCUUGUUCGUUUGGUAUCCAGAUAAUCCCACAGGUGCCAUUAUAAUGUUUUAAGAAACUUUAUUUGACUAAAAUUCAAAAUGUACUUAAACAUACACAACUUUUUACGCGCUACAAAAGUUUCAUGUAAAUUAAACAACUUUAAAACAGUCACUGGUGUCGUAAUAUUCUAAUGCUAUACUGUGGAGACUUUUAACUUGUUAUGGAAGAAUUGGAGCGGUUGAUCAAAAUGUUUUUCAAUAAAACCUGUGCUGUUUUACUUAUAUUAUUGUGUUCCAUUCAAAAUUCGUCACUAGCUGAACCUGGAAUACAAAUGCAGCCACCGAGAUUCACAAUGCAACCCUCGUCUUCAAACAGUAUAGUAAGAGAAGGCACUACAAAAAUUCUUCAGUGUUCAGCUAUUGGCAUUCCACAGCCAAUGUACAGAUGGCUUAAAAAUGGUGUUCCGAUUGGAGAUUAUUCAUCGGAGUUAUUUUUUAAAAUACACAACACUCAACGCCAGGACGCUGGAGCUUACCAGUGUAUCGCUAAGAACGACGUCGGAGCGAUUUUCAGUGAAAAGAACAACAUUGUUGUCGCUUAUAUGGGUGUUUUUGAGAACACUUUGGAACAAGUGGUAACAGUUGAGUCAGGUAAGGCUGCGAUUCUCGACUUCCCACACAUCGAAUCAGAUCCACCUCCAUCAGUUAUAUGGCAGGACGAGAACGGCGUGAACGGCGUGCUGAGAUACGAUCAGAAAUAUGCUAUCACGGAUAAACAUCAACUCGUCAUUCUAUGCUCUUCAAAGGACGACCAAAGAGCUUAUAGAGCAAGAGCGAUUAACACACAGUUAGGUAAGGUAGAAAAUAGUCCGUACAUUAGGCUGAUAGUCGAUGGAGACGACAAUAAGGAAAUAGCCCCAGAAAUAAUAAUUAAACCGCAAGACACUAAGAUAAUUAAGGGUCAAGAAUAUACAAACGUUUAUUGUAUAGCGAAUGCGCGGCCGUUGCACGAAUUAGAAACAUUAUGGUUCAAAGACGGCGUAUUGAUCGAUUUGGCGGGCAUUACAUACGACCUGAAUGAUCAAUGGAACCGAACGUUGAGUCUCAUAUCGGCCAAUUUGAACCACACUGGACAGUACACGUGUCAAGCUAGGUUAAAGUCCGGCGGAUUCGCGACAGUAACCGCAUCAGCUACGGUCACAGUCUUCGAAAAACCGGUUAUGCCGACCAGCUUGAAACCGGAGACUUUCGGAGAGUUCGGGAGCUCCGUUGUGUUAGAGUGCAACGUUCAAGGCAUUCCAAUCCCGAGUAUAACCUGGUACAAAGACGCUAGGAAAAUUGCUAGCGUCGGCGCCGAUGCUGCGAGCGAUAACUCCGAUGUAGACGACGGCGGAGGCAGAUACAGGGUGGAUGUAGAUCGAUCGCUGGUCAUCAGUCACCUGAAGAUGGAAGACAUGGGCAUAUAUCAAUGUAUAGCUAACAAUGCAGCCGGCGAGUCAUCAAUCUACUCCUGGUUGAAAAUAAAGACGUCCCCGCCAAUAAUGCAGACAGGCCCCGCAAACCUCACAGUACUGGACGGUAAAGAUGCCACCAUUAGCUGCAGGGCCAUCGGCGCCCCCACCCCCAACGUAACCUGGUACUUCAAUGAUUCUCUCAUAAUAAAUCUGUCUGGAAGACUGCAAGCUUUAGACGAGGGAGACUUGCUAAUUACGAGCGUUGCCACAGCGGAUAGCGGGAAAUAUACUUGCAUACGUGCGAAUGACGCCGGCAACGUUUCAGGCGAGGCGUAUCUUACAGUGCUCGUGAGAACACAAAUUAUCGCUCCGCCUGUGGACACGCGCGUUCUUUUAGGGCACACUGCCACGCUGCAAUGCAAGGUGUCCAGCGAUCCGAACGUGAAGUACAACAUCGACUGGUUCCACAACAAACAACCUAUGACAGCCGGUUCCCGUGUGUGGGUGUCCGUGGACGGGUCGCUGCAGGUGCAGGCGGUGCGGGCGGGGGACGCGGGGGAGUACACGUGCGUGGUGACGUCACCGGGUGGCAACCACACUCGGCGCGCGACCCUCUCCGUCAUCGAGCUUCCCUUCUCACCGUCCAACGUCCGGGCGGACCGGCUCGCGAGUCCCCAGCGAGCUGUCAACGUGUCAUGGACGCCCGGCUUCGACGGAAACUCACCCAUACAGAAGUUCAUCGUGCAGAGACGCGUCGUACCCGAAUUUGGUCCCAUCCCCGAUCCUCUCCUGAACUGGGUGACGGAACCAAUGAAUGUAUCGGCGAAUCAACGCUGGGUGUUAUUGACCAGUCUGAAGGCGGCCACUUCCUACCAGUUCAGAGUGUCGGCGGUAAACACAGUGGGCGAGGGUCCACCUUCCGAUCCCACGGAUGUGCUAACACUACCCCAAGAAGCUCCUUCUGGACCGCCGUUAGGAUUCAUGGGUUCAGCUAGAUCUUCAUCCGAAAUUAUAACACAAUGGCAGCCACCGCUAGAAGAACAUAGGAACGGUCACAUACUGGGCUACGUGAUAAGAUAUCGACUGAAAGGCUACGAGAACAGUCCGUGGACCUACCAAAAUAUAACAAAUGAAGCCCAAAGAAACUAUCUCAUACAAGAUCUGAUAACGUGGAAAGAUUACAACGUACAGAUAGCGGCGUACAACGACAAAGGUGUCGGCAUGUUCUCCGACAGUUACACCAUCAAGACCAAAGAGGGCGUGCCUGAGGCGCCGCCGGACAGCGUCCGAUGUGACCCGUACAACUCAACCGCCAUACAAGUAUGGUGGACGCCGCCCAACCCGCAAAAGAUUAACGGAAUCAAUCAAGGCUACAAGAUCCAAGCAUGGCUUUGGGAUGACUCACAGAACGACAGCGUCGAACAGAAGCUGGUUAGCGUACCGCCCAAUCUUUUGGAUCCCCUCACGGAGCAGACGGCUGUCAUUAAUGGAUUAGAAAAAUUCACUGAAUACAAUAUAUCAGUUCUGUGUUUCACGGAACCAGGCGAUGGUCCUCGCAGUGAGUUUAUCAGCGUCAGGACGAAGGAAGAUAUUCCGGAUGAAGUAAUGAAUCUUCAAUUCGAUGACAUAUCAGACAGAGCAGUGAGAGUGUCCUGGUCCCCGCCGAAGAAGUCCAACGGCGUCCUAAUCGGAUAUAAACUUAAAUAUCAGAUUAAAGAGAACCCUGAAACUUUUAAGGAAGAAAUAUUACCGCCCAACGUGACUAGCGUCAGAGUGGAACAUUUGCAGGCUAGUACACAGUACCAGUUCUGGGUGAGCGCUCUGACCGGGGUGGGCGAGGGCGGGGCGCGGGCAGCGGCGCUGCAGUCCGGUGUGGAGCCCGUGCUGCCGCGAGCACCCACCAACCUCGCCCUCUCCAACAUAGAGGCGCACUCAGUUCUGCUGCAGUUCACGCCCGCCUUCGAUGGAAACUCGUCAAUAUCACUGUGGACCGUUCAGGCACAAACCGCCCGCAACUCGUCCUGGGUGACAAUAUAUGAAGUUAACGCUCCCGAUGCUCAGUCGAUCCUGGUAACCGGGCUGAUACCUUUCACCACCUACAGACUGCGACUCAUCGCUACUAACAUAGUCGGCUCCUCCCCACCUUCAGAACCCUGCAAAGAGUUCCAAACCAUACAAGCACCCCCACAGCAUCCGCCGAGAAACGUUACCGUUAGAGCUGUCAGCGCUAAUAAUUUACGCGUUAGAUGGAUUCCUCUCCAACAAAGUGAAUGGUAUGGCAACCCCAAAGGUUAUAACAUCACAUACAAACGCAGCGGCAGUAAUGAUACUCUAUAUAGUAUUAUAGACGAUCACACGGCCAACUCACACGUAUUAUCAAAUCUCGAGGAGUGGUCCGUGUACGAAAUUACUAUGACGGCUAUUAAUGAAGUUGGCACUUCUGCUGUCAGUCCUACGGCCACUGAAAGAACUAGAGAAGCAGUGCCAUCUAGCGGUCCAAUAAACGUAUCUGCUAAUGCGACGUCAUCCACCACCGUAGUGGUGGUGUGGGGUGAUAUACCCUUACAAGAUCAAAACGGUCUCAUCGAGGGAUACAAGGUGUGCUACGCCGCGGUCGUGCCACCGCCGCGACCAGAACACAAGAAAGUUGAAUGCCAUCCGAUACCAUCCAAUCAGACACACACUGUGACGCUGACGGAACUAAGGAAAUACGUGGUGUAUCAAGUACAAGUGUUGGGGUACACGAGGCUAGGAGAUGGCGCGCUCAGCGACCCUCCAGUUACUGUCAGAACCUAUGAAGACACUCCCGGUCCACCAUCGAACGUAUCGUUCCCUGACGUGACGUUCACGACCGCUCGCAUCAUCUGGGACGUACCUGAGGAUCCCAACGGGGAGAUCUUAGCCUACAAAGUCACAUAUCAUCUGAACGGCUCAACGCUUCACAUGUUCUCCAAAGAGUUUUUACCAUCCGACAGAACUUUUAGGGCGACCGAGCUGGCCUCAGAGCAGUACUACGUGUUCUCGGUGAGAGCUCAGACGCGUGUGGGGUGGGGAGGCACGCUUCGGGCGUUAGUGUUGACGACGGCCAAUCGUGCCGCGCCCGCGCCGCCCGUCACGCCCAACGUGGCGCGAUCACUGCUACAGCCGCAUCACAUCACCUUCUCGUGGACGCCCGGCGACGAUGGAUACGCUCCACUAAGAUAUUACACGAUACAACAGAAAGAGGAGGGCAGCACGUGGCAGACUCUCCCUGAACGCGUGGAUCCGUUCGCUACCUCGUACACUGUGGAUGGACUGAAACCGUACACCGCCUACCAGUUCAGGAUACGAGCCACCAACGACAUCGGACCCAGUAGAUAUAGUAAUGCUACAGAAACCGUUAGGACCUUGCCGGCUGCCCCAAGCAAAGCAGUUGAAAAGUUGGUAGUAGUUCCCAUAACCCCGAGCAGCGUCCGAGUACAGUGGCGGGCGCUCGGCGAACAACACUGGAGCGGGGACACGCGCACCGGGGGCUACUCAGUGUCGUAUCAGCCGCUUACUGACUUCACCUCUCUUCAACGCGCUAUGAAGAGAGAAGUCCCCGGGAUCAAGUCAGAAGAGGUGAUUCUCACGGAUCUAGCGGUGGAUCGUAACUACGAGAUCAGCGUUUGUGCGGUGAACUCUCAGGGCGCGGGACCGGUGGGCGCUCCGGCCGUGGUGUGGGUGGGGGAGGCAGUACCUACGGCGCCUCCCCAACAAGUGGAGGCCAGGGCUCUCUCCCCCACAGAAGUAGCGCUCACUUGGCAUCCACCGCUGCAGGCCCAACAGAACGGAGACCUGCUCGGUUAUAAGAUCUUCUACCUAAUGACGGAAUCUCCCGAGGAACCUGAACCAGGACGUCGUGCUGAGGAAGAAAUUGAAGUAGUUCCUGCCACAGCUACGUCACACUCGCUGGUGUUCCUCGACAAGUUCACACAAUACCGAAUACAGGUUCUAGCGUUUAAUCCAGCGGGUGACGGUCCUCGGUCGACUGCCAUACAAGUGCGGACACACCAGGGCCUCCCUUCAGCUCCUCGUAACAUAACAUUCACAGACAUCACAAUGAACAGCCUCGUAGUGUCCUGGGAGCCGCCGCAGAGACGAAACGGACUCAUACACUCGUACCUCGUCACUUACGAGACCAUAGAGCAGGAUGAGCGUUUUAGCAAGCAGGUGAAGCAGAAGGUUAACGAGCGACGGCUGGCGGUGGGGACUCUGGAAGAGGAGGUGGAAUAUCGGUUCAGUGUGAAGGCGGUGACUGUUGGAUCCGGGGCUGCGGCGGAGGCGCGUGUCCGGACUGGACCGCAGCCCGGCUCGCCCUCACCACCCGCGGCCCUGCGACUGAGGGCCGAUGUAGCCGCUCUUACUAUGAAGUGGACCAAUGGAGCCUCAGGGCGAGGGCCGCUGCUGGGAUACUACUUCGAAGCCAGAAAGAAAGCUAAGGAAACAUGGCAAGCAUACGACACCAGAUGGGAGACUAUAACGAGAACGAGUAACGGUAUUCUUGAAGAGUUCACGAUCUCAUAUCAGAGUCUGCUUCCUUCCACCGCGUACUCGUUCAGGGUGAUCGCAUACAACAUGUACGGGAUCAGCAACCCGGCGUACAGCGACAAGGUCAUCGUGACACCGUCCAAGUUGUAUCUAGAGUACGGGUACUUACAGUACCGGCCGUUCUAUAGACGCACCUGGUUCAUGGUCGCCUUAGCCGCGGCCUCCAUUAUCAUCAUCAUCAUGGUGAUAGCGAUACUAUGCGUCAAAAGCAAAAGUUACAAAUAUAAAAAGGAAGCACAGAAGACGUUAGAGGAAUCACUCGCCGGGGAGACGGACGAGCGCGGCUCGCUGGCGUUGGACAUGUACCGAUCGCGGCAGAAUUCCGUAGCGAGUGUGGGAGCACUUGGAGGGACGCUGCGCCGCAAGCCGGUCCACGGACCAGCGCUGGGCAAGUCUCCGCCGCGGCCAUCCCCCGCCUCCGUCAACUACCGCAGCGACGAGGAAAGCCUCCGCGCCUUCGACGACCACCCCGACGACUCGUCCCUCACCGAGAAGCCCUCCGAGAUGAGCUCCUCGGACUCCCAGAACUCUGAGAGCGACAACGAGAGCGUUCGAUCCGCCCAUUCGUUCGUGAAUCACUACGCAAACGUGAACGACACGCUGCGUCAGUCCUGGAAGAGACAGCGGCCGGUGAGGAACUACUCCAGCUACACGGACUCGGAGCCCGAGGGCAGCGCGGUCGUCAGUCUGAACGGCGGCCAGAUAGUUAUGAACAACAUGGCGCGCUCCAGGGCUCCGCUGCCGGGAUUCUCGUCGUUCGUAUGACAGGAACCGAUCGACGCAGCGCCCUCUACCGCUGUGCACAUAUAACAUACAGUACACUGCCCGCUCACUCCCAAUGAAUUGUGUAAAUAUCGUAAGUCGAGUCUUAAAUACCGAGCUGACCUCCAGGACGUACUCCGGUCGUCCGAUGGUUCACAUUCGAAAUUCGAAUAUUGUAUGGACAUAAUAUUUUAUACAAUGUAUAAAAAUAUAUUUUAAAUUAAAAAGUUUUAUAGUGUUAAUGAAUAAUGAGAUGUAGUCUAUAAGGAUCGUGUAUGAUUGCUUUAACUAGAAGAUCUCGCUGGAUCGUAAUAAUGAUAUAUAUAUAAUAAAUUGCGUUUUAUAUGACGACGGCUCUGCGAGUUUAAAUGUUGAAAUAUUGACUACUUAAAUUGUUACUGAGUAAUAUUACUAUUAUUAUUCAUAUCAUGAGAUAACUUGAGAAGUAAUAGCUGAAUAUAAUUGUUAGUUGUUUAAAAGCAAUAAAAACUAGCUAUAAUUUUUUACUGUUGUAUGUUAUCGAUUGUAGCAAUCAUUCCAAUUUAGGCGUUUGACUUAUAAAGAGAAGAUAUUUAUUGUGUUUGUGGAUAGGACUUUAAGAAACAUUCUGGCAGAGAUGUACUUAAUUCCCAAUUCAGUGCGUGGAAUACAAUAAGACUACGUAUUUGUCACACGAAGGAAACAUUGGUUUUGUAUAAUAACCUAUCCGGAAUUUUCAUCACAAAGUUGACAGACAUGUGCUUUAUUUUAGAUUUUAUCAUUUGUCGAUAAGAGUGUUCACUGUUUCAACUAGUACAUAGCUUCAUUAUUGAGGUAUUUUUUAUUUAAGUAUACUGAUAUUGAGAAAUAUUUAAAUGAUUUCUGUGAUCCUGACUUACAAUAGAAAUUUUUCUGGACAUGAUGUCUUUCCAUCUCACGGUGAAUCUUGUGUUCAAAUAUAUUUUGCUUGUUAGUUUCUGUGAUUGUACACAAUGAACCGAAAAUAAAACUUUAAAACAUUGCAUCUUAUGCAGAAAGUAAGAAACCUUUGAGUGAACUUAGAUUUUUAUCAACAUUAUGAGCAGAGUAAAGUAUUCAUAUUGUCCAUACUUGAGAUUGUUAUAAUGAGUUGAUUUCUUGUUAGUCCUGAUCACAAUCACCCUUGGUGUUUGUUGUAAACUUUUACAGCUACUUUCAGGAGUCCUUUAUUGUUUAAAACUGGUAUAUCACUAUUCAACACUUGUAAUAUUUUGAUAAUUUUUGUCAGUUGUUCCUCUAGAUCCAGGACAGAACAAUCUAUUCUUAUAAAGUAAUUAAAAUUUAUCAGAAAUAAGAUAAAAAUACUUAUUCUUACUUGUAUUUCAGAUACUUUUGUAUAAAUAUGUGACAUCUCUGCAUUCUAGUAACUACAAUUUUGAAAUAACUUAGCUUAAGGGACAUACAUACAUAAAUUUAGAAUAACUUUUUAAAGCAAAUCAUAUUUAUAUACAUUAACUAAUUACCUUGUCAAAGAAAGCACUUCGAUGUCAAGUGCAAAUAAUUGUAUCCUUAGACUUCGUACAAUUUGUACAACAAUUUAUGAAUUUAAUAUUUGAGCACCCUCGCUUGUUUUGGAAUAGUUUACUAUUAGAGUUGUAUGUUUUAUACAAACGCAACAUUAAUUGCAUUUUUAUCUAUGUAAUAGGAUAAUUAUAUUGCUUACAUUCAUAACAAGCAUAUUGUAUAAUUGAUGCCGAACCGAACGUAAAAUGAGCGUGAGCCACAUAGUCAGAUCAAUUUUGUUCAAACAGUUAUUAGUCUAAUUUCAUAAUAUUUGUGUAAGAACUUGCAAAUGACUGAUAGUUUUAGAUAAUCAUUCAUGAAUUGGUGUAAAUAUUAAUCCUAUGGCACAAUUAUUUUAAAACUGUGAUCUAUAUUUUAUUUUCAAUAAAAUCAUUAAGUUACAUAAUAUAGCAAUAAGUUGGGCAGCUAUGAGUAGAUUUCAAUUGUAUGUUGUGUAGGAAUAUUCCUAACAUUUUAAGCACCAAUGGAUUGUUAAGUAUUUAUCUCAUACGAUAAGACUACAUUUGAAUACCACCAACUGUUGUUAAAAAUUUACAGAACACUGGUGCCAUUUUACUAGCAACCUAAGCUAAUUUUGUAUUAUCCUUGUAUAAAUUAUUUUAUUACACGGUAUUUUUAAUUUUUUUUUCUAAUAUACAAAGAUUAGUAUUCAAUUAAAUUAUGUUAAUUGC